Aspergillus tubingensis is the source of this 14754-nucleotide messenger RNA. RefSeq names its product AAA family ATPase midasin. Gene Ontology annotation, biological process: rRNA processing; ribosomal large subunit assembly. Gene Ontology annotation, cellular component: preribosome, large subunit precursor; nucleus. The transcript is spliced from 2 exons. The record is from RefSeq and is a predicted model, not a curated record. Lineage: Eukaryota; Fungi; Ascomycota; Eurotiomycetes; Eurotiales; Aspergillaceae. Bases 1 to 14754 code for a protein of 4917 amino acids. Gene Ontology annotation, molecular function: ATP binding; ATP hydrolysis activity.
AUGAAUGCUAGACCCUCCUACGAGGGGACUCUUAACGAGUCCCAGCUGUUUCAACAGCUCCCGAAUGAGAUUGCGGAACUCAUUCGCACCGCAUCGGGGACUCAGUACCUGAAUGCGCUUGCGGUGGGCGCGUUGAGGCAAAGAUGCACGGAAAGCUUCUUUUGCCUGUACGAACCGAUUUUCGUGGACCUGGCAGCCCGUUGGCUUCUGUCGGAGUCCCAAAUCGAUCAAACCGAUGUUCUAUCCGCAUUUUCGCGCAUACUUCCGCUCGCGCCAUAUCUGCGUUCCUUUGCAAGCCAAUAUGCCAUGUCUCGGGCUGGACCUCUGUCGGCUUUGGCUACGUCCGAUGAGCUAACGCUUUCUCAAAUGAAUGAUGCCACCCUCCGAGCCCUAUUGAUAGCGAUUUUCCGACUUCUUUCCUACGACACAGAAACCUUCUCGAAAGCCGUAUCGCCUUCACAACUCCAGAACCUGUUCCGCCACGGAGACCCGUCCGUGAGUUAUCUGGCGAUUCGAUGCUUUGCUAUGUACAUGAGGGCAGCCGAUGCUGCGACGGAGGAUAUAAUCAGGGCAAAGUUUGCAGACAACAUUAUUGAGGGGGAAUGGGAAGGUAUCACCAUCGACUACCGCUGCCUCGGGUUGUGGGAGGAACGCCGGUGGAAUGUCCUGGAGAAGCAAGUCCAACUUGCAAGAUCUUCCAGGUCUGCUUCGGAGAGCCUGUCACAAAUCGAGGCAUUGAGAGACUACUUCACCGCUCGAACCGCUGAGGUCUGUGGUGUGCUCAUACCCCGCCAGCAGGGCACAUCACCUCCGCCGUCCUCAAUUGUGAGAACGCCUACAGCUGUGGGUAACUUGCGGAAGAUCGCGGCAGCCUUAAUCGCUCCUGAGCCUUUACUCUUGACCGGCUUGCCCAACUCCGGAAAGACCACAUUGAUUAACGAUGUUGCAGCGACAAUGGGUCAGUCUGAAUCGAUGGUUACACUACACUUGAACGAGCAGACUGAUGCGAAGAGUCUUCUCGGAAUGUACUCUACAUCUCCUGCCACAGGAUCGUUCUCGUGGCAGCCUGGUGUCCUCACCAAGGCUGCAAGAGAGGGCCGCUGGAUCUUGAUCGAGGAUCUGGACCGUGCCCCUUCUGAAGUCAUCGGGCUUAUCCUGCCAAUCAUCGAAAGGGGAGAGUUGACCAUCGCUAGUAGAAGGGAAAGGAUCAAGUGCGCCGAAGGUUUCAAGAUCAUUGCGACCAUGAAAUCGUCUUACAACAUUGCCGGCGAAGAAAUCGCCCCAAGCACCAACAUCCUGGGCAGCAGGCUAUGGCAGAUAGUACAAAUCGAUUCUCUAACCAUAGACGAAGUUCGUGAGGUAAUCACGCAAAAGUUCCCUCUGCUUGAGUCCCGGGUUCGGACAAUCAUGGAUGUCUACCAAAGGCUUUGUGCUUCCUUCCAUGGCAGUCUUGCAAUCAAAAGCUCCCAAGGACGCACGCCAGGACUCCGUGAUCUUGUCAAGCUUUGCAGCCGGAUGCACAGGCGGCUGCAACGCCUUGGUGCUAAGACUGGCUACGAAGCGACGCCGGAGGGUGCCGAGGACGAGAUUUUCCUGGAUUUUGUCGAUGUCUUCUUGAAAUAUAUUCCCGAGAAGAAUACAGCAGACACCCUUGCGUUGGUUGUUUCCGAGGCUCUUCAGAUUUCACCGCAACGGGCACGUUUUUGUCUGCACGAACGCACGCCGACGUAUUCAGACCAGGGAAACAGCAUAACCCUUGGAAGGGAAGUUUGUCGCAAGAUCAAGGUCCCGGGAGGUUCGGCAUCAAAGGCUGCUGCUGCUUCGUCUCGUUUUGCCUCCACAAGGGCUGCUUUAGGUCUAAUGGAACAGGUCGCGGCUGCUAUCCAGAUGGCAGAACCUGUCCUCCUUGUUGGAGAAACUGGUAUUGGUAAAACGACUGUGAUUCAGCAGCUGGCUACCUUGAUGCGUCAGAAGCUGACGGUUGUGAACUUGUCACAACAGAGUGAAAGCUCUGAUCUCCUGGGAGGUUUCAAGCCUGUGAAUAUCCGGACUAUGGCUGUGCCCAUGCAUGACGAGUUCGUGUCCUUGUUUGAACUGACGUUUUCUGCCAAGAAGAACCAAAAGUUCCUCCAGUCUGUUGGUAAAAGUGUUGCUUCAGGAAACUGGGUACGCCUAGUCAACUUAUGGCAUGAAGCCGUUCGCUUGGCUGACGGCGUCUUCAAAUCGAGCGGCGGUAGCCCUGGUGCCGAGGAGCAACCGACGAAGAAGAGAAAACUGGAUUCACCAAAGUAUCAGUUCUUGCGGCAGAGAUGGGAAAGGUUCUCGGCACAGUUGAAUGAUUUCGAGUCUCAAGUGUCACAGGGAGAUGCCAAGUUUGCAUUUGCUUUUGUUCAAGGUAAAAUUGUUCGGGCCCUGCGGAACGGGGAGUGGGUUCUUCUUGAUGAAGUUAACCUGGCGUCGCCUGACACGCUCGAAAAUAUUGCCAGUCUUCUGCACCAUGGGAGUGAAGGCUCUCCAUCCGUACUACUUUCUGAGGCUGGUGAUGUGGAACGAGUCUUUGGACAUCCCGAAUUCCGCAUCUUCGGCGCGAUGAACCCUGCAACAGACGCAGGGAAGAAGGACCUGCCCCCUGGUCUCCGGUCUCGGUUCACUGAAUUUUAUGUCCAGUCGCCGGACAGUGAUUUGGAUGAUCUCCUGGCUUUAAUCCACAAAUACCUUGGUGACUUGGCUAUGACGGAUUCCAGAGCCGUCCCCGAUCUAGCUCAACUUUACAUGGAGACUAAGAAGCUCAGCACCGAGAACAAACUCACUGAUGGUGCUGGACAGCGCCCCCAUUUCAGCAUUAGAACGCUCGUCCGAGCUUUAAUCUAUGUUGCUGAUCAUGCUCACGUCUAUGGGCUGCGUCGAGCAAUGUAUGAAGGCUAUUCUAUGAGCUUCCUGACUGUGCUCAGCCAAGAUUCGGAGAGGUUGCUAGCACCACUUCUCGAGAGACAUUUAUUCAGCAAUGUCAAAAAUGCCAGAGGUCUUCUGAAUCAGACGCCACGACCACCAACUGACGGCAAUGACUAUGUCCAAUUCAAGCAUUACUGGAUGCGCCGUGGUCACCUAACCCCCGAAGAGCAGCCUCACUACAUCAUUACGCCUUUCAUCGAAAAGAACUUGAAGAACUUGGUGAGAGCUAGCUCCACCCGGCGAUUCCCUGUUUUGCUCCAAGGCCCGACCUCUGCAGGAAAGACGAGUAUGAUCGAAUAUCUUGCCAAGGUAUCGGGAAACAAGUUUGUUCGUAUCAACAACCAUGAGCAUACCGAUCUCCAAGAAUAUCUAGGAACAUAUGUCUCCAGUGAUGACGGGACACUUCGUUAUCAAGAAGGUGUCCUUGUCGAGGCACUCAGAAACGGAUACUGGAUUGUUUUGGAUGAACUGAACCUGGCCCCUUCUGACGUACUGGAAGCAAUGAACCGGCUUCUUGAUGACAACCGCGAACUUUUCAUCCCCGAGACGCAGGAAGUAGUGCACCCUCAUCCUAACUUCAUGCUCUUUGCGACCCAAAACCCUGCCGGCCUCUACGGUGGUCGCAAGGUUUUGUCGCGUGCCUUCCGAAAUCGAUUCUUGGAGUUGCACUUCGAUGACAUACCGGAGAGCGAGUUAGAAUACAUUCUGAAAGAGCGGUCUCAGAUUGCCCCCUCUUUUUGCACUAGAAUCGUCUCUGUGUACCGGAAGCUGUCCUUGUUACGCCAGGCAAACAGGCUAUUUGAACAAAAGAAUAGUUUUGCUACCCUGCGUGAUCUUUUCCGGUGGGCGCUGCGCCGAGCAGAUGAUCGGGAGCAAUUGGCGAUUAAUGGUUUCAUGCUCCUCGCGGAGCGGGUCCGAAAUCCGCAAGAAAGAGCUGCUGUGAAGGGCGUGAUUGAAGAAGUGAUGAGGGUCAAGAUCGACGAGGAUGUUAUUUACAGUUCCUCUGAGAUGGAAAAGCGUGCCCCCCAUCUUGCUCUGCUGGCCCCUGGCGUUGUGUGGACGAAGGCAAUGAGGAGGCUUUUCGUACUCGUUGCCACUGCGAUCGAGAACAAUGAGCCCACUCUGCUUGUUGGCGAAACUGGAUGCGGAAAGACCCAGCUUUGCCAGGCAGUUGCAGAGAUUUACAAGAAAGAAUUAUUGAUUGUCAAUGCCCACGUUAAUCUCGAGACGGGAGACCUGAUAGGAGCUCAACGACCCGUAAGAAACAGGGCAGCAAUUGAGAGCCAAUUGCUCAGUGACUUGCAAAGCCUUUUCCCGGAGAGCGCACAUUCAGGAUCUCUCGAGGAACUGAAGCAAGCCUUUGGUGCUUUGAACGCGGACCAACUGCAAUCUUCUGAUGCCGAAUUGGUCUCGCGCAUUGAGAGAAAUGUGGCUCGCUCGAAUGCUCUAUUCGAGUGGUCCGAUGGAAGUCUGAUAACUGCAAUGAAGACGGGCCAAUUUUUCCUGCUAGAUGAAAUCUCUCUGGCAGACGAUUCUGUCUUGGAAAGAUUGAACAGUGUUCUCGAGCCUCAUCGUUCGAUAUUGCUUGCAGAAAAGGGCCCGAUAGAUUCUAUGGUUGUUGCCGACGAAGGAUUCCAGUUUCUAUCUACAAUGAAUCCUGGUGGUGACUAUGGAAAGCGCGAACUUUCGGCAGCUCUUCGGAAUCGAAUGACCGAGAUCUGGGCGCCCCAACUGUCCGAAGACGAGGACAUCCUACCGAUUCUACAGAGGAAGCUGGACUUGGGCACAGAGCAAUUACCCAAGGGGAUGCUACAGUUCGCAAAAUGGUUCAAGGGAGUGUUCCAAAACUCUUCCACUUCAUCCCUCUCUCUGCGUGACCUUCUUGCUUGGGUUGACUUUGUCAAUAAGUGCCAAAGCUCGGACACUCUCUUUUCCAUCGUCCAAGGUGCAGCUAUGGUUUUCAUAGACACUUUGGGUGCGAACCCUGCAGCUAUGCUUGCGACAGCGUUGCAUAAUCUCGAUGGCAACCGUCAAUUAUGUCUUGACAAACUACGUGAGAUUUUUGAUGUCGAUGCAUCGGCGAUUUAUCGACAGCGAUCAAGCGUCGAUAUUGAAGGCUCAUCUCUGCGUGUUGGGCCAUUCUGCCUGCCAAUGAACAGCGACUCAAUGCCCGAUCCCGAAUUCAUCAUGGACGCACCCACUACGAUCGCUAACUCUGUGCGCAUCGCUAGAGGCUUACAGCUGCCCAAGCCUAUUCUGCUUGAGGGUAGUCCAGGUGUUGGAAAAACAACGCUCGUCACAGCGCUUGCGAGAGCCCUUGGAAAACCGCUUACGCGUAUCAACCUUUCAGAGCAGACGGAUCUUACUGAUCUUUUCGGCUCAGACGUCCCUGUCGAAGGAGGUGACGUCGGACAAUUUGCCUGGCGAGACGCGCCAUUUUUACAGGCAAUGCAACGCGGUGACUGGGUCCUGUUGGAUGAGAUGAACUUGGCUUCGCAGUCGGUCCUUGAGGGUCUUAAUGCUUGCUUGGAUCACCGUCAAAUGGUAUAUGUCGCCGAGCUUGACCAAACUUUUAAGAGACAUCCCAACUUUGUUCUCUUCGCCGCGCAAAACCCUCAUCAUCAAGGUGGCGGUAGAAAGGGUCUUCCUGCUUCUUUUGUCAACCGAUUUACCGUGGUCUAUGCCGACAGCUUCACAGAUACUGAUUUGAAGAGGAUUUGCGCCAAGCUUUUCCCGGGCAGUCCUGCUCAUCAGACCGAAGGACUAGUUGAGUUCGUGUCUCUCCUCAACAAAGCUAUCCAGGAGCGACGGUUAGGCGCUAUCGGCGGCCCUUGGGAGGUUAACCUGCGAGACAUUCAAAGAUGGCUCCAGUUGGCAGACCGUGGCAGCUUGCAGAUACCUACCCAGAGCUUCCUGGAAGUUAUCAUCUCUCAGCGGUUUAGGAGCGAGGAAGAUCGGCAGUUGGUCUCCAAGUUGUACAAGACGGUUUUCAGUGACGCUUCAACGCAUGCGAAGAGCUACUACCACAAUCUGACAACGGAGUACGUACAAGUCGGACUCGGGAUCAUGCAACGAGACUUGCUGUUGCAGGAGACAGCCAGCCCCCAAAUGAGGAUACUUCCAGGAGACCUCCCCGUCCUAGAGUCACUCAUGUUGUGCAUAGAGCAGUCUUGGCCUAGUAUUCUGGUGGGCUCAUCUGGCUGUGGCAAGACGACCCUCAUUAGAAAGCUUGCUGCCCUGAAUGGUGCUAGUUUAGUCGAGCUAGCAUUGAGCGCGGAUACUGAUACGAUGGACUUGGUUGGUGGAUUUGAGCAGAUCGACUACAAGAGAGAAAUAUCAUCCCUUGUGCAACAAAUCGCGGUCUUCCUCCGACGCCAUGUUAUCACUGCCUAUGCAGGCAGUGAUCUGGCGGCUGCAGCUCCCGCUUUCCUGGCACUUUACGAGCAACUACAAAGUCCAGAUGUCCAGUUAGAUGCUGUAUGCUCGUCACUGCAGACUCUCUGCCAAUCAUGGCCCCAUGAUGCACUGGAGAAGCUUUUCAACCAUGCUCAGCAUUUGCUGACAGUCACUAAGCAGUCUGAUAGCAUGAAGGUGGGAUUUGAGUGGACCGAGGGAGUAUUAACACAAGCCGUUCAACAUGGACAGUGGGUUGUUCUCGACAACGCCAAUCUCUGCAACCCAUCGGUUCUGGAUAGGCUGAACUCUCUUACGGAGCCAAACGGAGCUCUCAUCCUGAACGAGCAACGCACUGAGGAUGGAAAUGCCCGCAUCAUCAGGCCUCACCCUAAUUUCAGACUGUUCCUGACGAUGGACCCUCGCCAUGGUGAGCUGUCUCGAGCCAUGCGGAACCGAUGUGUUGAGAUAUGCUUCUUGUCUCAGGAUAACAAUGAUAUUAUCGCCACGUCGAUGCCUGCAUACACCCACCAAUCUUCUCUGUACCGCCUUCGGUCGGUCUGGGAAAUGGAUUUGUCCUUGCCUAGCGAGGGCAAUACCGACAACCUCCAUGAAGUGUGCCUCGACCAUCUUUCAUUCUCAGACCUGUCAUAUCUUCAGCGGGCACUCAAGCUCACGCCGCAAUACGGCUCAGAUAUCGCGAGAGAGCCCUUCUCUUUGGCCUUAGAUCGCUAUGUUUCUGCCAUACAUGAUAACUCGUCAAGCAAACCUUUCGAGAGCACCAAGAAGGAAGUCAUGCUUGGCCGAGCUUCUUUUGCUAUUCAAGGAAGGCUGCAGCCUCUUCACCCUCUGGUAAACGAACCGUUGGCUUCCAUCCUGCACCAAGAUGUGCCUUUGGUGUGGCUCAUGAUUUUAGCCUACCUGCAAGAAUACAAGCUUGACCUACAUCGCCUUAGACAAGACUUGCUGCAAGCCGACGAAUCAGGAAAACAGCUCAAGCCAAGUCAAAUGAGUCGCCUCCAGCGGUCAUUGGCUUCUGGAAGGAUACCCUCUCUGAUGAAAGAUACAACGCAGCCGGUUGGCCCGUUCCUAUCUGACUGCGGCCAAGCCAUGUACGAUUUCAUUCAGAACCUCGACCAUGACGUUCUUCAGGCCCCCGAAAUGGUGCGAGCUCUCCGAGCUAUCAUCGACUUCAUCAAAGAUGUACUCGCAAUGACAGCUGCCCAUGACCUGGACCAGGGUGAAUUCCAAAUUUAUCUACAGAUUGGCAAGGAAUUGUGCGCUUCGCUAGUAGACACGUGGGCGCCAUUGAAGAAGCUUGCUUUCGCGUUCUCCCAAGCCCUUGAUCGGUUCCAAGAGAAUUGGGCGUUGACCACAGGCCUAAGCAUGCAACGGCUUUGGGAGUCAUGGAGACCAGUAACCCCUUCGACGCAAAGCCAACUGACGUCGCUGCUCGAAUUAGAGAGCGUUGCCUCUGAAUUUACCCAGGUUGCGACGAAAACUCACCUGGACUUAGCUCAAUUGAGCCAGGUGCGCAACUCUCUCAUUGCCGGCCAGGAAGCUAUUCUCCGGAACGGUUCUGAUGAAGGAUAUCCCACACAAGUCCUCCGGCAAACGGUCGCCGAAUUGGCAGCUUGCGUUCAAGACGCCGAUCCAACACUGCGCCCCUAUUUCUCGACUAGCUUUGAGACGUUGUGCCAGUACAACGAUAUCGCUUCUCUAUGCAAGGGUCAAGCUGGUGAUGACCAGGUUGUGCGAGCUAUCCUGCCUUUACUUGCCAGCCGUGCUGCACGGCCCUUGGAUGGGUCGAGUUUCCAGAGUCCCAUACCUAACCUCCUUCACAAGAUUUCGUUGUUCUCAGGAUCCGAAAAUCCCUCUGUGUUCGGAUCGGCCAUUAGCGGCACAAUCUCACUAUCGCUGCUGGAGAGAUUGGCUUUCGUUGGCUCUACGAGCUUGGGCCAGAUGAAUGCAUUGGAGGUAGAGAAGAAGACUCUUUCUCAGGCGUUGACUCUGACAACCCGAGAGAUUGGUUUGGACCAGUUCAAGGUUCUACGGCAGGUCCUGGCAAGGCUCACACUGGAGCUUGUCUUCGUGCACAGAGAGUUCCUUGAGCCUCAGUCUCUGGAGGCGUUGACUAGCAUUCUUCGCGCAGUCGAAGAGACUGGUCGAUAUGCUGGCCCGGCAGUGCAAGAACUUCGGGCGGCAGCGAACCUGCCUAAAGAACACUAUUUCAGGCGAUUCGUACAAGAGGACCUUCCCAGGCUGGUUGCCUCGCUAGCAGCCGAUGCACAAGCUGGCGAAGCUCCGGUACAAAGCGCUGGAGCCGCAAUCGUUCAACUGGCUGUCAUCUUCCUGCGCCUCUUUGUCCCAGAUAAGCCUUUUGAUCCUUCAUUGGGCUUGGUUGUGCAGAGGAAGCGACACACGCAACGCUCGUCGGAGCUUACGGCAAAGGCUGAAGCUAUCACUUCCUUCGAGGUUGGAUUCUCUGGCCAGACUUCGAACAUACGGGUUGAACUUUUGCAAAAGGAACUGCACGAUCUUGGUUCGGCACCGCCUCCAUCUUCUGUCAGCAGACCUCCGAUCUCCGAGAUUAAUCUGCUCCAUGGGGAGUUUUCAAGCCUGGUAAAGUCGGUGCUUGAAAGGCACCCCGAGCAAAUCGUUUCGGCCAGUGAAAACCAGGGCGAAAAGCAGAGGAUGCUUGGUUUGCUACGUGAUAAUGUUCGCCAGCUCAGCCACCGCCUCAGUACAAACUACCGCUCCUACGAUGACAUUACGACACCUGUUGUCCGGUUCCUUCAGAUUCUGGACAUGGGUCUCUACCUUUCUUCGACUCCAUCUGGCGAAACAAGUGACCUUCAGAUACUGAAUGCUGUUAAGGAGACUACGCCAUUCCUCGGAGGAAUGAUCCAUCCUAAUUCAGAGCUUAGGUCGGCAGCCAGCUCGACCGUCAACACGGAUCUGUGGUUCCAUGAACUUUCCUCGUUGAGAUUGGCUGAGAAUGCGGACCCGGGAGUUAUCCGGACCCAGGCUGGGCGUGAUACUCUACGCCGCCUUUUCGAGCAGUUCCACGCUCUAUGGAAAACCAAGCUGCGCGAAGAUCAAGAAGAUGAGGCAAGGAAGUCCGAGUUCUACCACUACAAGGGCUCUUGGGAAGAUAGCGAGGAGGUCGAUGAAAAUGAACUACGUCAGCUGUUCCCCACCUAUGAUCAAGAUGCAGAGGAGGAAGAAGGCCAAGGUCCGGCUCGCUACGAUCCGAAGGCUAUCUCGAUCAGGAUUGCAUCAUUGCAUGCCAAACUGUUCCAAUCGGAAGAUCGUGAGGAAGCUUUGUCAACUUACGUCAAGCAAGCUUCCCUGUUACUGGGAUCUAAGUGGUCAGAGGAUACUCUCAGCGUACCGAAUGUGGAUCCUAAGGAUCAGCUCUCAGGUGUCCUCUUGCUUCUGGAAGACUCUAUCAACACAGGUCAGAAUCAGCCGGCAGCCAAAUAUAACUUCUAUGUGGAUGCGAACAUAUCCGAAGCAAAGAAGCUGGUGACCUUGACUUUGUCAACGAAGGCUCGGUUCACUCAGAUUCAGAAGGCCUGGCCCGACCAUGCUGUGUUGGAGGACGUCAUCCAGUGUUGCAGAGAGAUUCUCCAAUUUAAGCACACUGAGCCUGUCGCCAAGUUCAUUACCAAGGUCGAAAAGCUUCAUGCACUUGUUCAUGAAUGGCAGCUCGUAGCGAGCAGAGAAUAUUCGGCUGCGUCUGUGUAUGAGGAGAUCACCGCAUUGAUCAUCGGCUGGCGACGACUUGAGCUAUCCACGUGGGCGAAGCUUCUGGACAUCGAGAACGAAAAAUGCACCCAGGAUGUAGGCUCAUGGUGGUUCAUCGCCUAUGAGGCUAUCAUUCGGGCCCCCAUGCAAAUUGCAGAGUCCGGCCAGAUGGAGAUGAGUGAACACGUGCAAGAGAUUACUGCUACGUUGGAGCAGUUCUUUAACUCGACGACCCUGGGACAGUACAGUGAGCGCCUACAACUUGUCAAGAAUUUCCAGUCUCUGCUCUUGCUCUAUGUCCAGGAUAUGCCGGCUUUGAAACAGCUUAUCUCUGCUUUGGAUAACUUCAUUGUGCGCUACAGGCAAUUCGAACCUAUUGUGCACAAGCAGCUGGUGGAGAAGCGGGCAGCCCUCGAGAAGGAUAUCAAGGAGCAGAUUCAGUUGGCUAGCUGGAAAGAUACCAAUAUUGUCGCACUCAAAGAAAGCGCACGCCGCUCACAUACCAAGUUGUUCAAGCUGGUCCGCAAAUACCGUGAAGCCCUGGGGCAAUCGGCGCAACCCAUCGUGGAACAGGACAUGCCGGAUAAUAACGAUGACAGCGGAGUUACCCAAAAUGAUGUUGUCAUAGCCUCACGCGUGUUCCCUGAAGCACUCGCAAUGUGCCAGAAGGAAGGAGUCUGGACCGAUAGACCCCCGCGAUUCAAGAACCCCGAUGCGACUGCUAGCAGCAUGAUGCAACUUUAUACCUCGAUUCCCGCCGAGUUUGACGUCGCAGAAGAUCUCGACGGCUUUGUCAAGGAUGUCAUCGAGAGUAUCCAGGAGUUCAAGUCGCGGACGCCGAAGACUCUCACUGAGGAGAAUACAGAGGAUGUCCAGCAUCUCAAAGUCCAGAAGCGCCGUUUCUACGCGGAUACCUUGCGGCGACUCAUGGAUAUGGGAGUGAAGCGUAGCGCGAGUACCAGUUUGAUCGAAACCCAAGCAUCUAUUGCACAGAUCCUUGCCUCCAGUCCAGCCUUGGAAGCCGACUCUGUGCUAUCGCAGCUGGCUAAGAGUUCCGACUUGUACUACCAUAGGUUCUUGGACUUGCUUCCUCGCGUUCGUGUGGCGGCACACAACUAUGCGGAAGAUCUCAGUAAUGUUGAAGUUUCCAGGAGUUCGGGGUCUAUCGAACACUUGUUGUUCCUCGCCCGGAAGCAGAGAGCGUCGAUCUCACCAGCGCUUACCGAUCUGACAGCGUUACAGUCGACACUUCUGAAGGUUUCGAACCUCUGGAAUUCAGGCUGCUCUUCCAUUUCCAAGGAUCACCCACAGUUCCCGAUUGAGAGAGUCGAGGUAACGAGGGCAGUGGCAUGGCUGACGCCUGUACUUGGACUUGCCGCCACUGUUAUUGGUCUGCACGCCAAGUUCUCUGGCAUCGGUUCGAGAAGCAUCUUAGAUGGCCUGCAGACUUGGAAGGGCACAUUCGAUCGGUUGAAGACUUCUCUGGGUAAUCUUCCUCAGCUACCACACGGUGUCUCCUCGCAGUUGUACAGGGACACUGUCCAGGAGGCUUCUGCAUCCCUUGAACAAUUGAGCAGCAACCUCACAAGAUGGGCUGAAGAACGUCCUGACCUGACCUUUGUGCUUGGCCAAAUAGUCCCUUGGGUGAAGGUCAACGUGAUGUCUCCAGACUGUGAACUUGAUGAGACCACCGUAUCCCUUGAGAAAUUCGAUGCGGGUCUCGUUGCAGCUGUUGACAGAAUCCUUGUCAGCCUCCAGAAAUUGAAGGAGAUUCCUUCCUCGCUUGCCAAUCCUGGUUCUCUGGCGCGGAGUGACGAGUUCUUCGUCAAAUCCUUGAAGGCCCUUCAUAUCUCUGGCAUCAAAUCCUCGCUUGAAUCUGUUCUUGAUCAAUUGCAGCACAUCCAGGCUGGCUCAGGUUCUGGCAUUCCAUUUGCGGUCGCACUUGUGACGAGCUUGCUGCCUAUCAUGCACAAGUACUUCCAUAUCAGCAAAGAUGUUGUGGAUCGCUACUUGGUUGUACACCGAGAGACCUGCAAAAUGUCCUACAUUCUCACCAAGUGCUUCGCUCAAAUCGCUUCCGAAGGCUUCUGUAGUCCCGCAGAAGCAUCUACGGAGGAGAGCAAAUCCGGCAAGCUCGAGAGCGGCACUGGUCUGGGAGAGGGUGAGGGUGCUGAAGACAUCAGCAAAGAUGUUGGAGAUGACGAGGAUCUGUCGGAGCUUGCUCAGGAGCAAAAGGGCGAGUCUACCGAGGACCUCGAAAACUCAGAAGACGCAGUGAACAUGGACAACGAGGAAAUGCAGGGCGAAGAAGGCGAGCGGAAAGAAGGCGACGAGGAAGACAAUGAAAGCGGCGACGAAGAGGAAGAUGGCGACAUUGACGAGGAAGUCGGCAGUGUUGAUGAUCUCGAUGCUACGGCAGUUGAUGAAAAGAUGUGGGACGGUGAGCACGACGACAAGCAGAAGGAGACUGAGACCAAUGAAGGCAAGGGUCAGGCCGAGUCUGACGAACAGACGGCGGCCGAGGAGAAAAAACAGGAGAAGGAGAAGGAGAAGGCCCAGGAAGGCGAGCAGGGUGAGGUGGACGAGAACGAGGAGGAAGAAGAAGAUGAGGAAGGUGAAGAUAAGCCUGAUGACGAAGGCGAAGCCGUUGGACGUGAGGAUAUGGAUGUGACCGAUCCUCAGGCAAAGGAAGAAGAGGCCCUGGACCUUCCGGACGAGAUGCAACUUGACGGCGAAGAAAAGGGUGAAGAAGAAAAUGAGAGUGACGAUGGCCUUGACGGCAUGAAUGACGAUCUUCCCCCUCUUGAGGAGAACAAUGAGCAGCAAAUGGACGGAAAGGAUGUUGGCGAGGAUGAGGCCAUGGACGAAGGAGAAGGCGCCGAGGAACAGGAGCCCGAGCAGACGGAGGAGGGCAUGCCGGACGAGGAGGCCGCCGAGACCAAUGAAGGCGAGGGCAAUGACGAGGCGGAGGAAGCCGGCGAGGAGGCUGAAGAGGAAAAAGAGGACUUCCUGGCCCAGCGCGACGAGAACGAGAUGGCCGGAGAGGAAGUGGCUCCCAGUGAAGCAGUCAAUGGUGGCCUUGGGGCUGAUCAAGACCAGAACCAAGAGAAGGGCGCGUCUGGUAACGCACAGCAGGAGAACGGCUCAACUGAUCCUUCCGACCAGAAGGAGCAGCAGACCGGUGCAGCCCAAGAGGGUGACGAGAACCAAAGGCACCAAGAAGAGGGUGGUGCGAAUGAUGCAAACCCAGACGACCCUCAAUUGCAGGCUUUCAAGAAGCUGGGUGACGUUCUCGAACAAUGGCACCGCCGCCAGAAGGAGAUCAUGGAGUCCUCCAAACAAGAAGAGGGCGAGACUGAGGAUCCCAUGCCCCAGGACGCAGACAUGGCCGACGCUGACUUCGAACAUCUCCGCGACCAAGACGACGUGGCAGACACCCAAGCUCUGGGUCAAGCCAGUGAAGAACAGGCGAAGGCUCUGGACCAGAACAAGGGAGUCGAGUCGGACGUCAAACCCGAAGGCAACGACGUGCUGCCGGAUGUCACAGACGACGACCAACAGCAGCUCCCAGACAACAAGCUCGAAGAUGAGAUGCAGCUGGAUCAGGGUCUUCCCUCCGAGUCACAGAUGGCCGGUGCCAUGAUUCCUGGCAACACCCAGACCCAGGAACGGACCACCGACACUACCGGUCAACAAGAACUAAACGAGGAGCUCGAUGAAGUCGACGCCCAUCUCGCCGCCAUCCACCUCUCUUCCAACCUUCCUCCCCUGACCCCCCGCGACGAGGCCCAACGUCUCUGGUCCUACUACGAGUCAGCCACCACCGACCUCUCCCUCUCGCUGACCGAACAACUCCGCCUCAUCCUCGCCCCUACCCUGGCCACCAAACUACGCGGCGACUUCCGCACCGGAAAGCGUCUCAACAUCAAGCGCAUCAUCCCCUACAUCGCCUCCCAAUACAAGCGCGACAAGAUCUGGAUGCGCCGCUCCAUCCCCUCGAAGCGUAACUACCAGAUCAUGCUCGCCGUCGACGACAGCAAGUCCAUGCUCGAAAGCGGUAGCGGCCAACUCGCCUUCGAAACCCUCGCCCUAGUAGCCAAGAGUCUCAGCAUGCUCGAAGCCGGCGAUCUCUGCGUCCUCGGCUUCGGCAACGAAGACCACGUCCGCGUCGCCCACGAGUUCGGCAAGCCCUUCUCCUCCGAGGCCGGCACUCAAGUCUUCCAGCACUUCAGCUACCAGCAAACCGGCACAAACGUGCGCAAGCUCAUCGCCGACUCCAUCGCCCUCUUCCGCGAGGCCCGCUGGAAGCAGUCCCCCGGUAGUGGAAACGCGGACCUCUGGCAGCUGGAGCUGAUCAUCUCCGAUGGUAUCUGUGAAGACCACGAGACUAUUCAGCGUCUGGUGCGCCAGGCACAGGAGGAACGCAUUAUGAUUGUGUUUAUCAUUGUGGAUGCUGUGAAGGGUAGCUCGAUUUUGGAUCUGAGUCAGGCGAGCUUUGAGGAUGAUGGUAGUGGGGAGAUGAAGUUGAGGAUGAAGAGAUAUCUAGAGGGUUUCCCGUUCCCUUAUUACCUUGUUGUUAGGGAUGUCAGGGAGUUACCGGCUGUUUUGGCCACGGCGUUGAAGCAAUGGUUUGCUGAGGUGGUAGAUGUGUCGUCUUGA